Molecule: messenger RNA, 657 nt
Organism: Cinara cedri
Lineage: Eukaryota; Metazoa; Arthropoda; Insecta; Hemiptera; Aphididae
Source: the annotation of a GenBank genome assembly
AUGGCUUAUAAAAAAAAAUCAUGUUAUUUUAAUGAUUUUUCCAUUGUGGAUGCUGAAAAUUUUGAACCUCCACAAUUGUCAUCAACUCCGUUUAAAAAUAUAAAAAAAAAUUCAAAAAAAAUUCUGAAAGACAAUUACAGUUUAAACAUUAAUGUAAUAGAUAAAGAAAAUCAAAAUAAUAAAUCAAAUAUAGAAAUUGAAAAAUUACCAUACAAACAUAAAAUAUCAGUAAUAGAAGAGAAUUAUAAGCAUAAUCAAGUACCAGAAUUAUUCUACAGUGACCCAGAAGAGUCUUUGGAAAUUGAUGGAAACAUAAAUGACACUAUAAUAAAUGAUUCUGCUGAUAAAUGGACAACUUUAACGGAUAUUUCUGUGGAUAAAACCUGUACAAAUAUUUCUGAUUUAUUAGCUGAAAUUGAUGCCAAAUUAGAAGUCAGAUUUGAGAAACCCCCAAGACGAUCAUAUCCUGGAAAAAAAAGAAACAAUAAGAGUUUGUUUGAAGAUAAAGAAGAAAAAAAAGAAGUAGAAGUUCAAUUAACAAAAAAAUACAAAAAACCUAAACAAAAGAAAAAGAUUGACCCUCAAGAAGAGGCCUUCAUAACUUCCAUAAAUGAACACUUCAUUGAUGUAGAAACAUUCAAUUUAGUUGUUGAGUAA